Lodderomyces theae is the source of this 912-nucleotide messenger RNA. RefSeq names its product mitochondrial 54S ribosomal protein mL46. The coding region runs from base 1 to 912 and encodes 303 amino acids. The record is from RefSeq and is a predicted model, not a curated record. The transcript has a single exon. Gene Ontology annotation, cellular component: mitochondrial large ribosomal subunit. NCBI's taxonomy places the organism in Eukaryota, Fungi, Ascomycota, Pichiomycetes, Serinales, Debaryomycetaceae. Gene Ontology annotation, molecular function: structural constituent of ribosome.
AUGAAUUCCCUUGGUCUUAAGAUAAGGGGGCCUCUAGCUACUCAAAUACGAAACUAUGCAGUAGCGCAGUCUGCCACCACUGCUUCAACUAACAGCAGUGCAUGUACUACCACUACCACUACCACUACUACUUCAUCACCAUCCAUAUCGCUGACAUUAAUCUUAUCACGUCCUCCAAUUAUAACCCAGGACCUCGCCCCAUUCGAAUCCCAAUUCUACAAAUACCAAUCCGAGCUAUGGAGGAGACUCAUGUGGACAUUUCCCAAAUGGUUUUACUUCAAACAAGGAACAAUGGCAGAAUUGAGGUAUCGACAAAUCAACAAGAAUCCCGUCAGUUACAACCCCAAAAUAUCUUCAUGGCCCAAGGGCAAACCAGACUUGAAGCAUUUAAGAGAUAGGAGGUUCAGACAGUAUAUCAGGGCUCCCAAGACAUAUAGAGAAGAGGAUGAGAUUGUUGAAGGACAAGACCAGCUGGAAUUUAAAGAGAAUGAAAUCUCACGGAAAAUUGUGCCUGCCUCACGCACAACUGAAGCUGACAAACGUCAAGACGUGACUUCAUUGGAGAGAAAACUAAGUAGGACCUUGUAUUUGAUCAUCGCGGACAAGUCCAGUGGAGAAUGGAAGUUGCCUAAUUUUAAAGAACUGAGUGGACAGUUGCAGCCUUUACAUGUGUUGGCCGAGGAAGGAUUAUAUGAACUUGGAGGUAAGAAGAUCAACUAUUUCAAUGUGUCAAAAGUGCCAUGUCAUCACAACAAGAACAAGGAAUAUUUCAUCAAGUCGCAUAUCUUAUCGGGAACUUUUGAGCCACAAUCCGACUCAAUCCUGUAUCAAUGGGCCACCAAGGAGGAAUUGAAACAAUUGUUGCCAAAGGAUUAUUAUUCUGAUAUACUGCAUUUAUUGAGUGAUGUGUGA